Molecule: messenger RNA, 2103 nt
Organism: Priapulus caudatus
Lineage: Eukaryota; Metazoa; Priapulida; Priapulimorpha; Priapulimorphida; Priapulidae
Product: nuclear migration protein nudC-like
Exons: 9
Coding region: 273-1292 (339 amino acids)
Biological process (GO): protein folding
Cellular component (GO): cytoplasm
Source: RefSeq, a predicted model, not a curated record
ACACAAGAAAUGUAUUAUGCAGUGUAAUUCUGCAUUUUUCUUUUGCAUCUUGUACAUUGUACUUUUUGUAACAUCUAUGCUCCCCCCCCCCCUCUUCAAUAUUAAAUUCAAAUAAAGUUUAUUGCGGAGAUAGCAUCACAUUAUAUUGGUUUAAUUAAAGAAUAUGUGAAAUCACGAUAAAACCUCAACUACCACAACAAAGUCAAGAUAAAAAGCAAAAUGGUUUUUAUUUUAAAACGAGGCGACAGAGGGCAGCCCGUUGACAACGAGUCAUGAUGGCGUCCAGCGGGGAAGAUAGAUUUGAUAGCAUGUUGCUUGCUAUGGCACAGCAGCACGAGGGGGGAGUUCCUGAUCUCCUCAACACCAUCUUCAGUUUCCUAGGGCGUAAAACAGAUUUCUUCUAUGGAGGAGGAGGGAGUGCAGCGGAAAAGUUACUCUUGGAAAAGUUCAGACGCCAUGAGAAGCUAGCACUGGAAAGGAGAGUGCAGGAGCAACAGGAGAAGGCAGCAAAACUUAAGGCAAGGGAAGAAGCACUUGCAAAGAAGAAACAACAGCAGCAGCAACAACAAGAGGAAGAGCCAAAAAUCAAGGAGUUGACAGAGGAGGAGGCGAUGCAACUACAGAAGGAGAUCGACGUCGAAAAGAAAAAAGCAGAUGGGGAGAUGCCAGCAGAAGGUGCUGGUGACAGAAUCAGUGUCAGUGAGGAGAAGCCAGAGGAGGCAAAGUCUGCAGACAGUGAUGAGGAGGAAGACGAGAAGGACCGCGGCAAGAUGAAGCCAAACUCAGGAAAUGGAGCUGAUCUGCCCAACUACAAGUGGACUCAGACGCUGUGUGACCUCGAGCUUAAAGUACCCUUCAACGUCAACUUUCCCAUUCGAGCAAAAGACCUGGUCAUUGAUAUUCAAAAGCGACAUCUUAAGGUUAUGCUUAAAGGUCAUCCUCCCGUCAUUGAUGGAGAGCUGUACAACAAUCUUAGGGUGGAAGAAUGCAUGUGGAACAUAGAGGACAAGAAAGCUGUUGUGGUCAAUAUGGAGAAGAUAAACAAGAUGGAGUGGUGGAAUCGACUGGUGACAACUGACCCUGAAUUAAACACAAAGAAGGUGCAGCCGGAAAACUCUAAGUUGUCGGACCUGGAUGGUGAGACGCGUAGCAUGGUGGAGAAGAUGAUGUACGACCAGCGGCAGAAAGAACUCGGUCUUCCUAAUUCCGAGGAGAAGAAAAAGCAGGACAUCAUGCAAAAGUUUAUGCAGCAACAUCCUGAGAUGGACUUCUCUAAGGCAAAGUUUUCAUGAUUUUUAAGCAAUAGGUGGCAGCACCAUUGCCUCGAUCGCAUCUACCUUGACGUUCCAGAAGUUUCUUUUGUAAUGUAGCAGAAAUCGGUAAAUACGUAUUGUCUGCUUACUGUCAUACACAUUAUUUCUUGUCAAUGUUAUAGUCAUGUUUUUAUGAUUGAGAAAUAGUAUUGUAAGUGAAGUGAAAGCCUUCGAAGUUGCAUGCGUACAGACCAACUUGUACACUGCAGUCUGAAAUUAUUCGGUACAAGUUUGCACUGUUUAGGUUAUUUUAAAGUGACUAUCUCAACUUUUAUGAUACUAGUAUUUUUUCACAAAUUAUACACUAUGAAAGUAAUGAUUAUGAAUUACAUGAUUUUGUUCAAUCUUCGUUAAGUUGUGGUAUUAUAUCUGUUUGACUGUAUCAUUUGAUGUGAUCAAACAGUCGCGACUCUAUACAUUUUGCUAAAUGAGCAAUUUUGGUGCAAGUUUAAGAUUUUAAACUCCUCUAAACGCAACGUUAUCCAGUGAGGGUUCAGGAAUAAUACUUUGUGAUGUUUGGUGUUACAUUUGAACCUAAAUAACAUUUUUUGUAGAUUUGCUCAUAAAAAUGUGACAGUCUUUUGAAGACAGCUUGGGCACUAUUGUGUGUGAACGCAAGAAUCGCAAGUGCCACGAGUAACUCUCUCAGACACUGCAUGUUAUCGAUUCACGAAGGCUUGUUUGAUUGGGACUACGAUUCUUGUCUUACAUUCUAUAUUUUGGCCAUGUCAGCAGAAGUGUAAUCUUUGGUCUAUGCUUUCUUUAAUAUAAUACAAUGUUGCUCUUAUAA